AUGUUGCGCUUCGAGAUGCGCGGGUUUAGUGGGUACGCUGUGCAGUACUCCCCCUUCCUCGAUAGUAGGCUCGCGGUCGCUACGGGCACGAAUUACGGAUUAAUCGGGAACGGUAAACUAUGGAUAUUGGAUAUCUCUCCAGAGGGCCAAAUGGUAACUCGAAGGGAUUAUCUAACACAGGAUUGUCUCUUUGAUUUAGCAUGGAGCGAACUCAAUGAAAACCAGUGUCUUGUGGCGCAAGGAGAUGGCAGCCUACGACUUUUCGAUACAACCCUGGAUAAGUACCCUGUCGCGGUGUAUCAGGAGCACAGAGACGAGGUAGCAAGCUGUAACUGGUCGCUUAUCGGGAGAAACACUUUUGUCUCCAGUGGAUGGGAUGGGCUGGUGAAGGUAUGGAGCGUCGGUAGACCCAACAGUGUUAUGACAUUGAAACCAAGAACGAGGUCCAACACAGCGGUGCUCGACCGACCGAACGGUACAGGUACCACCAAUGGGAAAGAUUGUGUAUACCAGGCAAAGUUUUCGCCGCAUGACGAUUCGUUAAUGGUUUGCUGCUCAGGGGACUCGACGGUGUCCCUUUUUGAUCUAAGAGCAUCUCAGCCAGGUCAAGGCCCGACGCACCAAUUCAUGGCACACAGUGGAUCAGAAACCCUCAGCGUAGACUUCAAUAAGUACAGAACUAAUGUUAUAGCUACCGGGGGAGUCGAUAACAAGAUUAAGAUCUGGGACUUACGAAUGCUCAGAACAGGGCCCCUUUCGAUUCGGGGAAAGUGGCCUGAGGGCCCAAGAGGGGCCAAGCAAGUGCAGUGCACUAACGAAAUCGUCGGUGGUCACGAGUUGGCUGUCAGAAAGGUCAAUUGGUCCCCGCACUCGAGCAAUUACUUACUCUCCACAUCAUAUGACAUGACAUGUUGCAUAUGGCAAGAUAUGGGCUAUGCUACGGACCGCACCAGAGGCAACAAUAGUGGGUACGGCGUAACUACGGGGAGAACAAAUGCGAGUGACCUGCGCAAUGGGCUCGUGUCAAGAUUCACCGCUCAUACAGAGUUUGUAUUCGACGGAGACUGGUCGCUCUGGGGUGCGCCAGGGUUUGUGGCGACUACCGGCUGGGAUGGGAACGUGUUCGUGUGGAAAGGCACUCCCUAA
Huiozyma naganishii CBS 8797 is the source of this 1146-nucleotide messenger RNA. It is a transcript of the gene PEX7, whose product is annotated as Pex7p. Lineage: Eukaryota; Fungi; Ascomycota; Saccharomycetes; Saccharomycetales; Saccharomycetaceae. The record is from RefSeq and is a predicted model, not a curated record. Gene Ontology annotation, molecular function: protein binding. Gene Ontology annotation, biological process: protein import into peroxisome matrix. Gene Ontology annotation, cellular component: cytosol; peroxisomal matrix. The transcript has a single exon. The coding region runs from base 1 to 1146 and encodes 381 amino acids.